Molecule: messenger RNA, 571 nt
Organism: Ruditapes philippinarum (Manila clam)
Lineage: Eukaryota; Metazoa; Mollusca; Bivalvia; Venerida; Veneridae
Exons: 6
Coding region: 102-539 (145 amino acids)
Source: RefSeq, a predicted model, not a curated record
AAAUGACCAGCUGUCCGGUCCAAAACUCUUAUAUAGAAAUUCCAUGACUUCAACUGACUCAGUCCAGUGCAAGCGACUGACCAAAAAUAAGCAACUAAGUGAUGAAUCAUUUCGGUAAUAUCGUGCUGUUGUUGUCAUUGACAACCUGUUUGACAUCUGCAAGGACAUUGCAAGACGUCAUUGCUCAGGUAAUCUCCGAGACAGACGUUGACGGAAAUGGUAUCAUUUCAGAAGCUGAAUUUAACCAGGAGUUACUUGCCAGAUGGGACACAGAUGUUCCUUCUGACAACAUGGUUUCAAAAGCGGACUUUGUAAGCCAAUGGACCACGCGGUAUGGUGAUAAUGUGGCAGAUGCUUCCGCGUUCUUUGACAAACUGGACCAAUUCUUCUUACCCGCAGGCACUUUGAACGAUCUGGAUUUAUUCUUUCACAUGGCCACACUCGAUCCCGAUGGUGACCAUCAAGUUUCAACUGCUGAUUUUGCAAACUUCAUUAAAGUGAAUCACCCUUGUGGAGGAGCUGGACAUUUGCAUUGUUAAUUACUUGUUAAUAAAAGUUAUAAAAAAUAUAA